UGCUGCACCUGUUGCACCAUUUAUUCUAUUUUGUCGCUCUCCACGUUCGCAGAGAGACACUGGUUGGGUCACACUCCAAACAGUUACCGCAGCUCAUCGGGUGCAAUGGACGUGCUACGUUUCGGCACGAGUUCACUGUACAUCGUUGCUACAACAUCGGUGCUAGCGGCACUUUUGGCGACACUCCUGCGCCGCCAUUUAGCCAAGGACCGCUCUCGCAGGGCCCUGCCAGGUCCUUUCGGUUGGCCUGUGCUUGGAAAAUUGAACUUCUCGCCCGGCCGCAUUUCCUUCAAGCAGUCUGUUCAGUGGUCCAAAAAAUACGGUUCCAUUGUGGGACUGAAGCAAGGUUCUGUGGACGUCGUGAUCCUGAAUGACAACGAACAGAUCAAGGAAAUUUUCUCCAGACCGGAACUUCAGGACCGCCCGACCACUUGGGGUCUAAGCUCUGCCCAAAAAGGGUUUUCGACCUUCAGCGGACAGCAAUGGAAAGAAAACAGGGACUUUUCCAUGAGAGCAUUGGCGAAGCUUGGACUCGGGAGCGAGACGAUGCGCCAGCACAUACAGUUCGAAGCCAGGCACCUAGCGGACACUUUGGCUUCGCAGCAUGGUCACCCCGUGUCAAGCUUCGUGUACGUGCACAGGAGCCACAUUAACUCCAUCUGCCGCUUCCUCCUGGGAUACCGCUACGAUUUGGAUGAUCCGCACUUCGCGUCGCUGCAGGAGGCUCUCUCAGGCUUCCGGCUGCAGACAGCAGCUGCGCCCAUCGACCAUCGCGCCGAUUGGCUGCGACGUGUGCUGAUCGAGUCUCUUUGGCCUACCUCCGUCAGCGCAAAACGGCGCCAUAAUAUAUCGUCACUCAACUCCGUGGUCAGGGAAUUAGUGCAGAACAAUGAGGACACAAAAAAUAGUGGGCGUGCCAAGAGCUACAUCGACCUGUACAUGGAGAAGAUCCGCGAAGCAGAGAAGCACAAUCAGAACCAAUAUUUCACAGUGGAUAACCUUGUGGGAAACAUGGUUGACAUCCUCAUGGGGGCUGCCACCAGCGGCACCUUUUACCUUCACUGGCACCUGCUCAACGUAGCCAGCCAUGCGGAUACACUACAGGCUGAGCUGCAACGAGAGAUUGAAACCGUGGUAGGCAGUGAUCGCUUACCAAGGUGGGAAGACCAUACAUCAAUGCCACUAACCAUGGCAACUAUCUGGGAGAUGUUCCGCUGGAAACUUGCGACACCGUUCAACAUACCACGCGCGGUGGGAAAAGACACGAAGAUGGGCGACUACUACAUUAAAAAAGGCACUGUGGCAACUCCAAAUUUAUUGACAGCCCACAGAGACCAUAAAUUAUGGAAGAAUCCAGAGGAGUUUGACCCUUCCCGAUUCUUGAAUCCAGACGGCACAGCUACGACAAAGAGACCUGAUGGUUUGCUUUCUUUUUCCGUAGGGAGAAGAUCAUGUCCCGGAGAAAACAUGGCAAUGGUGGAGAUGUUCCUAUUCCUGACCACCCUGUUGCAUCAGUUCCGCAUCCUUCCCGAAAACGAAAAGCCAAUCAUCAUUACGCCUUUCGGUCCAUCUCCAGAACUAAGAGACACGAAGCUGCGGUUUAUUCUACGCAAGCACUCGUGAUAACGACAGCGUAGUAAAUACACAACUACCGUGUUUUAUAUAUGUAUGUGCAGGAAUCUUGAAAGCAUUUCAUCCGUUACGUAAGUAAUUUCGCCGAUUUCUACAGAGGAGAUUCCGUUUCGUUAAACAGAAAAUCAAUAAACAGAGAGCCAUGAGUGUUCUUUGAU
Messenger RNA from Dermacentor silvarum, 1790 nucleotides. Its product is annotated as cytochrome P450 2C42. Gene Ontology annotation, molecular function: monooxygenase activity; heme binding; oxidoreductase activity, acting on paired donors, with incorporation or reduction of molecular oxygen. NCBI's taxonomy places the organism in Eukaryota, Metazoa, Arthropoda, Arachnida, Ixodida, Ixodidae. The record is from RefSeq and is a predicted model, not a curated record. Bases 106 to 1623 code for a protein of 505 amino acids. The transcript is spliced from 9 exons.